Molecule: messenger RNA, 387 nt
Organism: Hibiscus syriacus
Lineage: Eukaryota; Viridiplantae; Streptophyta; Magnoliopsida; Malvales; Malvaceae
Exons: 1
Coding region: 79-291 (70 amino acids)
Source: RefSeq, a predicted model, not a curated record
CCUCCGAAUACUCUCUUUCAGACAAAGCAAACAAGAAUUUUUACACACACAGAAAAUUUGGUAAGAGCUGAAGCUAAUAUGGGUAUGGUUAUAGUCAUCUCUCUGCCACUAAUUUUCUUCUGCAUAUUACUUGGUGUUGGAUGUUUCUUCUUUGGAAGAGCUAAAGGCCGACAAGAUUUCCGCACCAAUCCUCGGGUUUACGGCGUCCCAGCUCCGCCAUCGGGAGCAGCAACCACCUCUUUCCCAUCUCCUCCACACGCCAAGGCGCCUGACAAUUUAUCCAAUGUCUGAUAUUGUCAUCACUCAUCUCAGAUUUGAAUUUGCACCCAAGGCCCAAGAUUGGAUUUCAUAUCUGGUUUCUUUAGAAAAUUGUUUCUUCGUUUUGUU